Messenger RNA from Stegostoma tigrinum, 5007 nucleotides. RefSeq names its product alpha-1,3-mannosyl-glycoprotein 4-beta-N-acetylglucosaminyltransferase B-like. Gene Ontology annotation, biological process: protein N-linked glycosylation. Gene Ontology annotation, cellular component: endoplasmic reticulum-Golgi intermediate compartment; Golgi stack; endoplasmic reticulum. The transcript has 15 exons. Gene Ontology annotation, molecular function: acetylglucosaminyltransferase activity. The record is from RefSeq and is a predicted model, not a curated record. NCBI's taxonomy places the organism in Eukaryota, Metazoa, Chordata, Chondrichthyes, Orectolobiformes, Stegostomatidae. Bases 434 to 2074 code for a protein of 546 amino acids.
UAGGCAGGGACUGAGCGAUGUGUGUGUGUGUGUGUGUGUGUCACUGAACUCAGCAGCAACUCGAAUGAAGAGCGGAGCUGCUGGAGAGGAAAGACAUAGAAAAAUGAUUGGGCAAAUCAGGGAAGAAUUAAGAGUGGAAAUAGAUUAAAAGCGUAAAACGCUGGAGAGGAGACUUUCGAACAAGCUGGGAACUGCACUCACGAAGGAAGAGAUAGAAUAUUGGUCAAAGUGGAGCACUGCCCUCAUCAGAUUCUGUGAUAGCGGACAGUAUCUGAAGAUUGAGUGAGAGGAUCAAGACAAAAGCAGGACUAUUGGGGAGAAUGAAAGACAGUGCUUGCCUGGAUUAAUCUCACAAAACUUGAUCCCAGCCCCAAAACGUGACAAUACCCAGCACUAGCAGAUACCUGUUCGCUUUGUGUGUUUCUGGCAUGAGAUGAAGUUCAGGAAUGAACGUAUUUUAACAGCGCUCGUCCUGGGUACAUUUCUUUCUAUGUCCUGGUUCGCUUCCCGGCUGAAUAUGAAAGGUGAUGAUGGAAUAAUUGCGUAUCGACAAGAACUUCUGAAACUGAGUAACAGCAUGCGUGAGACCGAGAAAGAAAGUCUGAAAUAUUCAGAGGAACUGAAACUUGUCUUGAACAAGAUUAAGCACGCCAUAGAUAUGGAGAAAAAGAGACUGAACAAUGCAUCUAAGAAUUUGUCCAAUUUUUCAGAUGCAAUGAAGAUGAAGGCAUUGAACGUUACCAGAAAACAUAAUGUUCAACAACCAAAUAUAUUCCAUUAUCUUCCUCAUCUGAUGUCGAAUGAAAACAGCCUUCAACCAAAAGUAAUGAUAGGACAGGGCAGGACUGGAGCCUUGAUGGUGAUGGGUGUACCCACAGUAAAGAGAAAAUCGCAAAACUACCUGUUGGACACACUGAACUCCCUUAUUUAUGAGCUGUCUCCAGAGGAAAGGAAAAAAUGUGUAAUAGUUGUAUUCAUUGCGGAGGUGGAAGAAGAUUAUGUAAAUAACCUGGUGGAACAUUUACAAAAUACGUAUUCCUAUGAAAUACAGUCAGGACUUCUUGAGAUCAUCUCCCCUUCUGCCAAUUUUUAUCCUGACCUCUCAAAUCUGAAGGAAACAUUUGGAGACACCCAACAGAGAGUAAGAUGGAGAACAAAGCAGAAUUUGGACUACAGCUUUUUAAUGAUGUAUGCUCAAGCCAAAGGAGUUUUCUAUUUACAGUUGGAAGAUGAUAUUAUAGCAACGCCCAACUACUUCCAAACAAUGAUAAACUUUGCAGAACAGCAGCCUUCAGCAGACUGGCUGACCUUGGAGUUUUCGCAACUUGGAUUUAUUGGGAAAUUGUUCAAGUCUCCUGAUCUGACACUUGUCAUAGAAUUCAUUAUCAUGUUCUACAAGGACAAGCCAAUAGAUUGGUUACUGGAUCACAUAUUGUGGGUGAAAGUAUGCAAUCCCGAGAAAGAUGCUAAACACUGUGACAGGCAGAAAGCUAAUUUACGAAUCCGUUACAAACCUUCCCUGUUUCAACAUGUGGGAACUCACUCUUCAUUAAUUGGGAAACUUCAGCCUCUGAAGGACAAGGAUUUUAAGAAAGAAUUGUUACAUAAACGACAUUCAAAUCCGACUGCCGAUUUAGAGUGUAGCUUGAAAAUCUACCAACGACACAGUCUAGAAAAGGCCUACCAAGGGAAUGAUUUCUUCUGGGCAUUUACUCCAAUGGAAGGAGACUUCAUCAAAUUCAGAUUCCACCAACCACUGAAAAUUGAAAGAUAUCUCUUUAGAAGUGGCAAUAUGGAACAUCCAGGAGAUAAAUUUUUUAAUACAACAGUGGAAGUUCUACCAGCUGACAAAUCUGAAUUUGACAAGAAUUUUUUGCACAACAAUGUAACAAAAUAUCUCAAAUACCAAGAAACAGAAGAUGGCUACUACAGAAUAGGUGAAUUUAGAAAUGGAAUUGCGGAAGGUGAAGUUGAUGCAUCGAUUGGAAAAAUUGAGGCUAUUCGACUGAUCGUUCUUUCCAAAUCCUCCGUUUGGGUUUUACUGAGUGAGAUAUUUAUUAAGCCAGCUGCAUAAAUGCAAGCAAGAAACUGGACUUCCCAGUAAAAGUGCAACUAUUUCUAGUGCCUCUUCAAUGAAGUCUGCCUGAUGGAUUUCCUCAACAACUGCACCACCUAGUGUGGUAAAAUAAAAAGAACAAUUGAUUGAAAAUCAACAAGGGACAGAGCUAAUGUAAAAGAUCACGGUGAUGGAACAGUGCAGAUUUGCAAAGUUUGGGUGAUCUUUGACCAAAACAAUUUAAACUGUUUGUUUAUUUAAUAAGUACACUGUUUUCUACUGUCACCAUGAAAAUAAAUAACAAAAUUCCAGUUUAAUGAAAACUUCAGUGAAGUUGAAUUAUGAGUUUAUAAAUGCAUACUUAGUGUAGAAACAAUAGGUAUGCUUGGUAGCUUUAUGUAAUUGGCACUAAGAUAAAUAAUUUAACAUUAUAUUACAUUAAGUCAAUUUGAUAAUGGUCACUUCUAAUCACAAACUAUCUUUUAUUUAUUGAGUGGGAGAAGAUCUCCUUUGCAAAGAUUUGGUUUAGCACCUCCUUCCACAACUGGAUUGUAGCCCUGAGCUAUGACAUUCUAUGAGCUGACAAGGUGUUCUUUGACUUUUGUAAGUUAUAGAAAUAAAGCACUCUGCUGCUACAUCAAACUUUAUUUUAAAUUGUACUGCCAAAAGAUUCAUAGUAGACAGACUCAUGAAGUUUGUUUAAAUGUUAUUCAAAGCUCGGAUCCAAACUUGAUGACGAAGUUCUACAAGUUUUAGUUAGAGCAAAAAAAGCUAAUGAAGGAAUAGGACCUGCAAUUCUGAGACUUGAGCCAAAAGAGCUUCAGGACAUAAUGAUCCAAAUAUUCCAAUCAGGGUCAGAAAUCCUAUUCCGCACCCUGAUCAAGUUAGAAAUUCUCCACUUAACUUGAGAAGACUGGAGAUGCUGGACGAGAGUUUUCUGUUAAGAACUGAUACCGGAAUCCAUGAGCCUAGCAGUACAGAAUAUCUUUGUAGAAACCAAAAUCUUUGCAGCACUUAGUGAGCCAUAUUCUAUCAUUCCAAUGUACAUUGAAAACUGAAGCCCACUCCUGAUCUCUCACCACUCUGCUCCCAAUCCUAUGCUGCCCAAUGCCAGACCUCUCACUGCCCCUUUCACUAGUCCACUCGGGAUUGCUCAACAUUGCUCAUCAUCUUGCUUCCUGUCCCUCUAAUCCCCUUGCCACACCUGUUCUGACCCCUUACUGCCUCACUUGGCACUCCUCUUCCAAGUCCUCAUUUACCAUGCAGAGGGCAGCAAGGGGUUGGGGACAAGUGGCAAUCUUGAAUUUUUGAAGGCUUGGGUAGCAGCAAAGGUGAAGGUGGUGAACAGGAACACGACAAUGACUGAACUCUUGGGAGAAACAAUACAUACCAGUGGGGUGAAUUAGUGUUCCUGUGUGGUGGUGGGAGUUAAGUGGUUAAUCUUUCAAUCCUGUAAGAGGACCAGCACUUAAGUACAUUCAAACUAUCUUGCUACAGCAACAUGAAUUGAUAAUUCUGUUUUCUAAGUUUUUUUUAUUCUAAAAUUCAAUUUGGCUUGGAUUUUAAUAUAUGGAAUGCUGCUUUUUAGUGCCUUUCUUUUCUUUUCCUUUAAAAGGUAGUCGUCAUCGAACCACAUUGUUUUUCCUUCUAAGAUCAUUAUACCAUUAUUCUGUUAGAAAAUCAUGGGAGAGCAUUUGGUUUAUUCUUCACAAUAGCACGUUGCAACUGAACCACAGGCAUGUGCUUCAAGACUUGCAAUGUAAAUUCCUUCUGCAUGUCUUCUCCGAGAUGAGUAUAUAACAUUUAACAGCUUAUCAAAGGACCAAUAAAAUUUGUGUAAUGAGGAUGAAAGCGUGAAAUCCAGAAUUACUAUUUCUUUGCAAAUACUCAACUUAAGAUACAAGGCUACCUCAACUGCUUGUUUUAUUAUUUAAAAAUACCUUUCACAAAUUCCCAUCAAUUUUGUAUAGCAGCUGUUGAUCUUUAGUGUGGUUAUAAAUGGUUAAAUUUUAGUUUGUAACAAAAUAACUAUUUGGGUGCCUUGAUGGCAGUGGUAACAUUAUUGAAAUCAGACAGCGCACAAAGACGAGGAUAUAUUUUGCUCUACGGAUUAGAUAAAAGAAAAAUUGCUCUAACAAACUUUAAUUGGCUCAUUUUGCUUUACUAGAAGAGUGCUUUAGAUUUAAACACAGAAAAUGUGUUCCGUAGCCUGGAAGGCAUAAUUUUGGCAUCAAAGGUAAAUCCGCCCAUUUAACAGUAACACGUGUCAAACCUUCAACCAAAAAUGUAUGGCUGGAUUGUCUUCUCAUAUCCAGAAUGAAGCCAAGCAAAGACAAUGGUGGAGAAUUGAUGGAAAAUUAUUAUGGUGCCUCCUUCAGGCAACAUAUCUUGACAAUGCACCCCUUUCCCAUAACGCAUCUACGUACUUUGCAUAUCCCUCCUGUCCCCACCAGAAUAUGGCCACUCCCUCCACAUUUGCUAGAGAGGGGACCAACUAUUUUGUGUACUUUUUGGUAGAUACACAUUACUUGCAGUGAGAGGGAUGUAGCAAUUUCAGGGCACUAGUACAAAGGUUCUCUCUCAUCAUUGUGUUCACAAGAAUUAUCCAUGUUUUCACAGGAACAGAGAUUUCUCUUUGCUGCUCCAUUCUCUCCAGUUGCUACACUCUCAGUCCUCUGAAAUAACUACAAAACUGCCUUCUUCUGUAGUGGGUGUAUUCAGUUUAAUAACAGGAAUCCACCCUAUAUGUCAAUUGAUUGAAGAGAAUGGAUCAGGUUUACAGCAGUCAUGCUGAUAGGUGGAAGACGCACCCGACUGCAGUGGCACUGCUGGGAGAAGUAUGCUGACUGUAAUAUCAACUCGGAUACUUGUCUGUUUACACUUUAAAGGACUUGUGCAAAUUUUUAGCUUUUGUGUUGGUGGAAUAUAUUUUUAACUUUGUAGUUAGUGGA